Messenger RNA from Etheostoma spectabile (orangethroat darter), 2808 nucleotides. Its product is annotated as dynein regulatory complex subunit 7-like. Gene Ontology annotation, cellular component: motile cilium. The record is from RefSeq and is a predicted model, not a curated record. Gene Ontology annotation, biological process: flagellated sperm motility. Lineage: Eukaryota; Metazoa; Chordata; Actinopteri; Perciformes; Percidae.
ACAGUCCACCCUGAACUUUAUACCUAGGGCUGCGCCUCCUUUGUGGCGGAUUUCUUGUCUCUGGACCCUUUUGAACCCGCGCUGUUUGACCUGCCCAGGUACCUGUUCUCCCCCACCUCGGUGCUGAGGCGUCAGAGAGCCACAUGUUUUGAAUAUGCCACCGUGCUGUGCAGCAUGCUGCUUGGCGUCAACUACGACGCUUACUGCGUCUGCGGCUAUGCUGUCAAAGAGAUGUGUCUGCUCGACCAGAGCCUGCAGCAGUGUCCCCUGCUGGACACUGAGGUCAAAAGUGUGAUCUCAGAAGAGGGAUCACAGGAGAAUAAAUACUUAGUGAAACCUCAGGAGCUGAAGAGUCACUUUCUGAUUCAGCAAGAAGAGAAGAAACAGGUUGCAGAAGCUGCGUUGCUCCACAAACAAACACUACAGCAGGAGAGUGAGCAGCAACUUGCUGACCCCCUGCGAGGACUUAGGGUGCACUGUUGGGUGCUAGUGCUGUCAGGGUGUCGGAGCGUCCAGGAGAACUUCUUCAUCGACCCUCUGACCGGGAACAGCUACACCACUGACAACGACAACUUCCUUGGCAUCGAGAGCGUGUGGAACAACUUCAACUACUACGUCAACAUGCAGGACUGCAGGAACGGCUGCGUUGAUGUGGUGUAUGACCUGGAAGAUUUAAAGGUGUGGGAGCCAGUCCUGUACGGCGCAAUAAGUAAAAAGCAGGUGAUGUUAGAGGUCUUGAAGAAAAAGGAGAGGAAGAUGAUGAGAAAAUUCAGCAAUGAUGAGGAGGAAGAUGAGCAGCCACUAGCUUUUGACAUGCCACGAUCCUGGGUCGAUUACAUCACAAUCCAAAAAAAAGACCUGGAGACCCGCUGGCCAGGAGGACAGAAGGUGACCCACUACAGAAAAGCACAGCUGGAGAAGUUUGCACCUUACCUUCGGCCAGACGGCCUGAACACAAGACUGACUACUUACAAAGACCUGGACUGCACAGAGGUCGUCAUGGUGAAGGAGUGGUAUCAACACAGAAACGACUACCUGGAGGAGAGGGAGGUCAACAAAGCCAACAACUUUACCACAGAACGCUUCAAACAUGGAAAACGUUUCCACCUUUUAUUUCACAGGUACACCUCCCUGAGCACAGACAAAAAGCAUGAGAUGGAGUUCAGCAGUCCUCGUGUUGACCAUCUGGUGCGGAGGGUGGAGUCACCAUGUGAAAUGAAGGAGUUCUUUGAGGGCCGGAGGGACUUUCUCUACAGCCGGCGCGUUCAGUUUUCAGAACCAGAUUUGGACAGUGAUCCGGAUGACCAACCGCUGGAGAAGGUGGUGGAGUGUUUCCACAGGAACAGAUCCAAACCGGCAAACGAAGACGUGGCCCAGCGAGUGUUCCUAUUGGCUCAAAGACGGAUUGAGCUGACCUAUCACUUAGAGGAUCACCGAUUUAUCCCUUCAAAGAGGAGCUUCAUCAAACCGCAAGAGUCAACAGAAAAAAAGAAGGGCGAGGACUUCACAUCUGACAUGGAAUCCAGCUUUCAGGUGGAUCCAUCUGAGAAGCCUCUUAAGACCCUGGCUCUGAAUGAUAUGCUGGUGGCUCUGAUGAAGGAUGAAGAGAAGGUGGUUUGCCAAAUCAAAGAGUCUAAGCAAGAGGUGAGAGACAUUGUGGCCUGCAGAGAACAGGAAGAGAGAGAUGUUCAGCUUGAGUUCUCCCCAUGGACAACAACCGGAGCUGCCAUGGCCCGCGGACAGAGACAGGAAAUGGAGCAUCUGGCCGCCGAGGAGCAGAGGUGGUUGCAGGAGAAGGAGAAGGAUAUCCUGGCUCCCUUCCUUAUCCGGCUGGACAACGCAGAGACUCUGAGCGCCGAAGACGCCAAGCAUAUCCACCAGGACUGUUUGGCCGAGUUUAAACAGAGACUGGCAGAGCACGCCAACCUCAUUCAGGAACGCUAUGAAAAGCAGACUCAAGAGCUGCAGAGCAAACAGGAGUGGUACCAAAAGAACCAGCUCAACAUGACCAAACCACAGGAGGAAGAGUACCUGACCUACUGCCAUGAGAAAACACUACAAAUAUGUGUGGCCAAGAAACGCCUCAGCAUGCACAAGGAAGCAGCUCCUCAGAAGUACUGGACUCUUGAUCAGAAGCUGAGAAGCGACCCUCGGCUGGCCCCUCAUCUGCUCACUUUUUAAAAGCUACCACACACAUUUACAUAUAAAUAUAUAUAUAUAUAUAUAUAUAUAUAUAUAUAUAUAUAUAUAUAUAGUGUUUCAUUAUAAUACAGUCCUUAUAAUACAAUCCCUCUGUGCUGGAUGAAUCUGCACCAGACUAAAUCACAGUGGAGCUACAAAGCAGAUUUAAGAUAUUUAUAUAUUUGUAAACUGGAGAAUAUAAUAUUAUCUCUAUUAUCUAUACCCCAGACAGAGCCUUUAGAACAGCUAGAUACAUUUUAAAUAAUAAAGUACAAAAACAGAGUGAAGAGAAUCAGUCCAACAAUAAACCUCAGUGAAUAAUAUGUUUGUACCAGCUUGCAUCCAUGAAAGACAAUCUGAUCCUUUUCCUUUUUAGUAUGACUACUAGUAUUUAAAAAGGGACCUCUCAGAUUUCUUGAAUUCUUUCUGACUUUGUUCUGUUUUUUCUGUCUUUUGUUGGUCUGUUCUUCCAACACCUCGAAAGCAACAGUUGGAUUUAGUAAGAGUACAUGUUGACAGCUCACGCUUCAAUCACAAGACUCCAUAUCCAGCUAAAAAAUGACUUCAUAAAUAUACAACACCUGCUACAAUGGCAAAUGCUUAAAAGACAGGAGAACAGUACUGGUC